CCGCGCCUAUGUAUAGCCACAGGGUUCUGCUCUAAGGAAAACGACAGCAUGUAUUCUUUUUCACUAGUAGAAGUGACAUUUGUUUCAUAUUGACGACUUUAAAGCUAUUUGGAAGCGUUUGAGUGGCUAGCAAAAUGAAUAACAAAGCAGGUUCCUUUUUAUGGAACCUCAGACAAUUCAGUACUUUAGUCCCAAGAAGCAAAACUGUGGGAUUUUGCGGACCAAAAUUUAUUUAUUCAAACUGGAACCCAAGAAACUAUCCCUUAAAUGACUUUGAUAACAGAAUUCAAUCAUCUAGAUCAUUUUGUAGAUAUCUCUUCCAGGAUGCAUUCAUUUUUAAAUCAGGAGAUGAUGGAUUUCCAACAAAAGGCAGAAGCACCCUAACGGUUCUUACAAUUGACAAACUGCUUUGCCCUAGAAGACUGUCCUUUGACUCAAAACAUUCUGUUGUCUCUGUUGGUACACCCGAUAAUGGAUUGAGAAAAGUAAACUUUCAUCAGGAAGUCUCCAAUGAAGAUGUUCUCACCAAUGAAACAAAGCCAGCCCCUAUCAGCUAUAGAAAAUUGUCUCAGGAGUGUAAUUCCCUGAGUGAUGUGUUAGAUACAUUUUCAAAAGCACCUACAUUUCCUAGUAGUAACUAUUUCACAGCAAUGUGGACAAUUGCCAAAAGGAUGUCUGAAGACCAGAAGCGCUGUGAAAAACAACUGAUGUUUAGCCACCCUGCAUUUAACCAGCUCUGUGAACAUAUGAUGAGAGAAGCCAAGAUCAUGCGCUAUAACCAUUUGCUGUUCAGUCUUCAUGCUAUGGUGAAACUUGGAAUCCCUCAGAACACUCUUCUGGUACAGACUUUGCUGAGGGUGAUCCAGGAACGUAUCAAUGAGUGUGAUGAGAAAUGUCUUUCAAUUCUGUCAGCUAUUAUAGAGGCAAUAGAGCCAUGUAAGAAUGUGCACGUUCUUCAAGCAGGAUUGAGAAUACUAGUUGAUCAGCAAGUUUGGAAAAUAAAACAUGUCUUCACUUUACAAGCUGUGAUGAAAUGUAUUGGAAAAGAUGCACCAAUUGCUCUUAAAAGGAAACUGGAGAUGAAAGCCUUAAGUGAAUUAGACAGAUUUUCUAUUUUGAAUAGCCAGCGCAUGUUUGAGGCACUGGCCACCAUGAAUCAUCGUUCUAUGGUACUCUUGAAUGAAUGCAGUAAGAUGGUCAUAGAUAAUGUCCAUGGAUUUCCUUUUAAAAUAUUGAUCAACAUAUUGCAGUCCUGCAAAGACCUCCGAUACCAUAAUUUAGAUCUCUUCAAGGGAAUAGCAGACUAUGUGGCUGCAACUUAUGACAUCUGGAAAUUGAAACAAGUUAUUUUUCUCCUCAUUUCAUUUGAAAAUCUUGGCUUUCGACCUGUUGGUUUGAUGGACAUGUUUAUGAAGAAAGUAGUAGAGGAACCUGAAUCCCUGAACAUGAAAAACAUUGUCUCUAUUCUUCAUGUGUAUUCCUCUCUCAAUCACGUCUACAAAUGUGAGAACAAAGAACAGUUCCUAGAAGUGAUGGCUAGUUCUGUGACUGGUUGUCUUCACCACAUCUCUUCUGAAAACCUGUUGAGUGUGGUGUCUUCAUUUUGCUUGAUGAAUUAUUUCCCCCUGGCCCUUGUUAAUCAGCUUCUCCAGAAGGACGUCAUUAGUGAGCUGCUGACAUCAGGUUUCUUCUCUUCUUGA
Propithecus coquereli (Coquerel's sifaka) is the source of this 1700-nucleotide messenger RNA. RefSeq names its product FAST kinase domains 2 (gene FASTKD2). Gene Ontology annotation, molecular function: RNA binding. Gene Ontology annotation, cellular component: mitochondrial matrix; ribonucleoprotein granule. The transcript has 9 exons. Gene Ontology annotation, biological process: mitochondrial RNA processing; regulation of mitochondrial mRNA stability. Lineage: Eukaryota; Metazoa; Chordata; Mammalia; Primates; Indriidae. Bases 135 to 1700 code for a protein of 521 amino acids. The record is from RefSeq and is a predicted model, not a curated record.